AUGGUUGAUUGCUCAUGGUGUUUUGAUGAUCCCGAGAAGAUGGCAUCUCCUUCUCUCGGCGCUGCUCCCAGGCUCAGGACCUCGACUGGCGUCUCCACCAUUUGCAUGGGUCGUAAGGGAGCGCAGACUGGUCUCGGCAAGGGCAACACCCGCACUGUUGUGCGCGAGAAGAAGAGCAAGGGCUCCUCCCAGACUGUCGUCAAGGUCAGGAAGGUUACCGGAGUCGACGUUACCAAGGGCAUGAUCAUCGCCAAGCUCGACAAGGCCACCAAGGAGAACUUUCCCUCUGAGAUCCUCAACGAGAAGGUCGAGAAGUUCAUGAAGGAGGAGGCUGGUUCCACCAUGUACCCCAAGUUGAUGCGCAAGAUCAAGGCCACCGCUGGUCAGUUGGGCGUCUCCAUGCCAGACAGGUGGUGCUAUGAGGCCUAUGCCAACCGCUACCAGCGUGAGAGUUUGGCCAAGAAGAUCACUGCUGCCCAGGCACCUGCUGAGGGCGAGGAGGCCAAGGAAGCGGCCGCUGCAUGA
This is a messenger RNA of Guillardia theta CCMP2712, 525 nucleotides long. RefSeq lists its product as hypothetical. The record is from RefSeq and is a predicted model, not a curated record. Lineage: Eukaryota; Cryptophyceae; Pyrenomonadales; Geminigeraceae. Bases 1 to 525 code for a protein of 174 amino acids. The transcript has 7 exons.